AUGGCCUCCGCCGCCGAGAAGCGCCUCGCCGGCAAGACAGUCCUCGUCACCGGCGCCUCGUCCGGCAUCGGCCGCUCCACCGCCCUAGAGUUUGCCCGCACCAGCCCCCGCGACCUGCGCCUCAUCCUGGCCGCCCGUCGCGUCGACUCUCUCCGCCAGCUCGCUUCGCAGAUUGCCGACGAGGUGGGCCACGGCGUCAAGGUUCUUCCCGUUCAGCUUGACGUGAGCAAGCCGGAUGAGGUUCGCGGCUUUGUCGGCAACCUCCCCGAGGAUUGGAGGGAUAUUCAUGUUCUCGUCAACAAUGCCGGCCUCGUCAAGGGGGUAGCCCGGGCCCCCGACAUCGACGAGCAGGACACCGACAUCGUCUUCUCGACCAACGUCACCGGCCUCAUCAACAUGACCCAGGCCAUCCUGCCCAUCUUCCAGAAGCGCCCAGACGGCGGCCGUGGUGACAUCAUCAACGUCGGCUCCAUUGCCGGCCGAGAAGCGUAUCCCGGCGGCUCCAUCUACUGUGCAAGCAAGGCCGCUGUGCGCAGCUUCACCGAGAGCUUGCGCAAGGAGCUCGUUGCCACUAGGAUCAGGGUCAUCGAGGUCGACCCGGGCCAAGUCGAGACGGACUUCUCUCUUGUCAGAUUCUAUGGCGACAAGGCCAAGGCCGAUGCCGUGUACGCGGGCUGCGAGCCCCUGACCCCGGACGACGUUGCCGAGGUCGUCGUCUUCGCCGCUACCCGUCGCGAGAAUGUGGUUGUUGCCGAUACUCUCAUCUAUCCCAGCCACCAGGCAUCGGCGCUCAUCAUGCACCGCAAAAACACAUAG
Molecule: messenger RNA, 816 nt
Organism: Hirsutella rhossiliensis
Lineage: Eukaryota; Fungi; Ascomycota; Sordariomycetes; Hypocreales; Ophiocordycipitaceae
Product: short chain dehydrogenase domain-containing protein
Exons: 6
Coding region: 1-816 (271 amino acids)
Cellular component (GO): cytosol
Molecular function (GO): oxidoreductase activity
Source: RefSeq, a predicted model, not a curated record